AUGGUUCCCUAUCAACCCAGUAUCUUUCAUGAUCCGUCAUGGUCUACACCAUGGCAAUCAACCGACUUCGCCUCCGAUUUCCCGCCCAAUGAAACCAUCGGCCAGCGAUACAAACGCCAACAUGCAAGAUCAGACUGGAAAUCAACAACCCGUUUCCUAUCCUAUGAAUCUGGGAAAUUGGGCGGGUGGCCAUGGGGCUGGGCUAUUUACCGCAUCUCUUACACGCACACAUCCGAUGAAGACUGGGCUAGAGCAAUCGAGAAGCUCGAUCAGACCUCCACAAUUCGAACCAAACAUUUGGAAUGGGUUAAAAGCCACGGUCUUUAUUUUGGCGGCGGUGCUCCUCGUCUGGAUUUUUGUCUUUUUCUUGAUGACCGCUGUAUGCGAUCGAUUCUGGCUAGCGCGGAGCCAAUGCAGCUAGCUCGUGUACAGCCUGAUUUGCUGUCGGUUCCGUAUAAGCUGUAUAAGCCGGGAGCCAUGGUCGGUUAUGUCAACUUUAUUGAUAGUUGUUUUGACCCCGAAGACCCUGAAAAUGACUCUGGGGAGUUCUAUCAAGGAAUGGUCCGAGUCCACUUGGACUGCUUGUUCAGAUUUGCGGAAUCCUGUGAAGAUCUGAUGUAUGGAAUGGAUGAAUGGGGAGAAUACGGGAUGGAUAACGAUGCGCACAUGGUAUAUGCCGAUGGUUGGUCCUCGACAGUUUUGCCAAAGGGAAUGUUUCUUUCUUCUCCGGAUCGGAAACUCAAGAGAACAUCAAGUGUUACAGAGGAUGAAUAUAUUGAGCGCCAGGGAUGCCCCUAUACUCUCUUUCAACGCAGCCAGUGUUUCUCGGGCCGCACGCGCUGUUUUCCGCACUGA
Messenger RNA from Penicillium salamii, 855 nucleotides. The record is from the annotation of a GenBank genome assembly. Lineage: Eukaryota; Fungi; Ascomycota; Eurotiomycetes; Eurotiales; Aspergillaceae.